AUGGGCGAAUCUAAGUAUGAGCCGGGCGUGCUCACUGUGGAGGCAAAGCCCUAUUCCUUUACCUUCCCAAUGAAAACCACUGCGUUACUCGUCAUCGAUAUGCAACGAGACUUUAUAUGCAGUGGAGGUUUCGGAGAAAUCCAAGGAGGUAAUCUUAAGGCAGUACAGGAUUCAGUUGCCCCAACUAAGGCGCUGCUCAACGCAUGUCGCAACGCAGGGCUGCAAAUCUUCCAUACCAGGGAAGGACAAGUUCCUUCUCUGGCUGACUGUCCUUCGUCCAAACUCAUUCGCCAAUCAGCCUCACCGGCCAAUACCCAGCAUCUGAAAGUCAUUGGAGACAAGGGCGAAAUGGGCCGCCUCUUGGUUCGUGGAGAGUUUGGGCAUGAUAUUGUUGAUGAGCUGCAGCCACUGGCAUCGGAAGUGGUCAUCGACAAGCCUGGAAAAGGAUCGUUCUGGAACACACCAAUCCUUCAUAGACUGAAGGCCCAAGGGAUCACUCAUCUCCUGGUCGCCGGCGUCACAACCGAGUGUUGCUUCACCACUACCAUCAGAGAGGCCAACGACCGAGGGUUCGAGUGCUGUGGCAUUCUGCAGUGCACGGCGGGUUAUAACGCCGCGCUCGCCACAGCCUCGCUGGGCAUGAUCUAUUGGUCACAGGGCUUGUUCGGAUUUGUCGCAGAGCUCCAGCCUGUUCUCGACGCGCUUUCUCCCUGGCAGAAAUUGAGCAAUGAUACCAGCACACCGCCUCAAACGCCCCCAGUGUGGGAUGGCAAUCUUGGAAUUGCUGACCUGCAGACGUCUUACAAGAAUGGCUUGUCUCCAGCAGAGCUAGCUAACGUCUUGUAUGAUCGAAUUGAGAAAUAUGACCUCGUCAAUCCGGCUGUGUGGAUAAAGCGGCAGUCACGCGACGAUGUUCUGGCCUCAGCCCGGCGUCUGAUGGAACUCUACCCUGAUCGAAACUCCUUGCCGCCGUUGUUCGGCGUCCCGUUCACGGUCAAGGAUUCGAUUGACGUCCAAGGGAUUGAGACCACGACAGCAUGUCCACCCUUGGCAUUCAUGGCCACCAAAUCCGCGGCAUGCUACCAAAAAGUCAUUGGCCAGGGGGGACUGUAUCUGGGUAAGGUCAACCUGGACCAGUUGGCAACGGGCCUGAGCGGGUGCAGGAGCCCCUAUGGAAUUACCCAUUCAGUUUUCAGUGAUACACACAUAUCUGGGGGCAGCAGCAGCGGGAGUUGUGUCAGCGUUGGGGCCGACUUGGCGACAUUUUCUCUCGCGACAGACACUGCUGGCUCUGGACGGGUGCCUGCUGGAUUCAACGGGGUGGUUGGGUUCAAACCGACUCGAGGCUUGGUGUCGUUUGCCGGUGUCACCCCAGCUUGUUUGUCGUUGGAUUGCAUUGCCUUGAUCGCCCGGACCGUAGAAGAUGCGCGCACGCUGUGGCAGGUUUGCGAAGGAUACGACGAAAACGACCGAUACUCUCGAGACACCUUCCCCGCUGAAAGACAUGUCAACGCGCUGGGCAGUCAGCGUGACACGUUUCAGUUUGGCAUCCCACCACCGGAGGUUCUCGAGAUCUGUUCGCCCACCUACCGCAAGUUAUUCACAGAAGCCGUACAACGCUUGCAGAGCAUGGGUGGACGUCUGGUGCCCGUUGACUGGACUCCGUUCCAGGCAGCAGGGGAUUUGUUAUACGGAGGCACCUUCGUCUCCGAGAGACUUGCCAGUCUGCCUGAAGACUUCUUAGAGAAGAACAGAACACGCCUGCACCCGGUUAUCGUGGAGCUGUUUGACCAAGUUGUCGCACGACAAAGCACGGCGGUCCAAUUGUUCCGCGAGCUACAAACCAAAGCUCGGUGCACACAACAAGCCACAGCGCAGUUCGCAUCCGCAGACAAGCUAGGAAUCGACGUCUUGGUGGUGCCAACCACACCAGAACAUCCUACCAUCGAAGCCAUGCUGGGCGAUCCCAUCAAACUGAAUGCGAAGAUGGGCACCUUUACUCAUUUUGGCAAUGUGUUGGAUCUCUGUGCAGUGGCUUCACCGGCGGGGUCGUACCUCGAGAGCGAGGCUGGACCGCAGCUCCCGUUCGGCAUCACUUUCUUGGGCAGCCGAUGCACCGACAGUGAGGUGCUACGUAUAGCUGGUCGGUUCCAAGAGAUGAUGACGCGGGAGGCUUCUUGA
Molecule: messenger RNA, 2181 nt
Organism: Capronia coronata CBS 617.96
Lineage: Eukaryota; Fungi; Ascomycota; Eurotiomycetes; Chaetothyriales; Herpotrichiellaceae
Exons: 2
Coding region: 1-2181 (726 amino acids)
Molecular function (GO): catalytic activity
Source: RefSeq, a predicted model, not a curated record